Blastomyces gilchristii SLH14081 is the source of this 2220-nucleotide messenger RNA. Its product is annotated as Ctf1. Gene Ontology annotation, biological process: DNA-templated transcription; regulation of DNA-templated transcription. The coding region runs from base 1 to 2220 and encodes 739 amino acids. Gene Ontology annotation, molecular function: DNA-binding transcription factor activity, RNA polymerase II-specific; zinc ion binding; DNA binding. The record is from RefSeq and is a predicted model, not a curated record. The transcript has 2 exons. NCBI's taxonomy places the organism in Eukaryota, Fungi, Ascomycota, Eurotiomycetes, Onygenales, Ajellomycetaceae.
AUGGAAGCCAGCGCCCGGAGUUCUCCUCUCAACGGCGUCACCCGCAGUGGCAAGCCUCGGCAACGAAGCGCCAUUGCCUGCCAGCGCUGCCAUGCCCGCCGAGUCAAAUGCAAUGCGGCCGACUCGGGUAUUCCGUGCACCAACUGUGAGCGCGCGCAAACCUCGUGUCAGCUCAUAGAGUCGAAGCGGGGCAGGAAGCGCGUAGCUUCUAGUCUUCCCCCUUCGACUUCGCAUACGCUUCCUGGGAUAAUAAACAACAAUACUCCUAGUAUACAUUCAAAACUCCCGCGUCUCAGCCAUGGGUCGCCGAUCUGGAGUAGCCUUGCUGGAGAUGGCUCCCUGCCCGAGGGGCCUGGUUUGCAGCUUAUCCCCCCACACGACCGUAUUCGAUCUGGAAGCGAGGGCCCAGAGACGCUCUAUGCACAGGUCUUAGAGAAUGCUGGAGGCUCACCUGAACGGCCCAGCCUGGUCAAGCCUGGCGGCCAGGUGGUUUAUCUGGGCGAGACGUUCAAUCUCACAUACUUGCUUCAGGAAACUAGCAAGAAGAGCCAGCCCGUUCCAAAGCGGCACGUUCUGCUUCCACUACAUCCCAGGAUGAACCCUUCCUCCCAAGGCCGUAAUUGCGAUGCCGUGACGAUGGAUUUACUACAGCGACAGGAUGCUUUCUCCAUCCCCAGCGUCAAGAUAUGCAGAGAGCUGUUUCGCGUUUACUUCAAAUACGUCCAUAAACAUUACCCGAUUCUGGACCGUCGUGAUUUUGCUUGCCGCUAUGCCGACCCAACCAACCCUCCUUCGUUUCUGCUGCUUCAAGCCGUCCUGUUCAUGGGCUCAGGCCAUUGCGAUGUAUCAGUGCUCAAAGAUGCCGGGUUUAAGUCCAGAUACGAUGCGAGACUAGCGCUGUUCAAGAGAACAAAGGCUUUAUAUGAUUUAGACUACGAGUCUGAUAAACUUACAAUCUGCCAGUCCCUUUUCUUAAUGAGCUUUUGGUGGAAUAGCCCAACUGACCAGAAAGAUACGUGGCACUGGCUUGGUAACUCCAUCAGCUUGGCAUUGACGAUCGGGAUGCAUAGAGAUACGCACAAUUCUGACAUGAGUUUAAGAGACCAGCGGCUGUGGAAAAAGAUUUGGUGGUCGCUUUUCACUGAAGACAAACACGCAGCUGCGGCGCUGGGGAGGCCUGUUCAUAUCCGCCUUCGCGAUUGCGAUGUAGAACAGCUCCACGAGUCAGAUUUCGAGGAGGAACCCGCUCCAGAUCCAGAAAUCUUCGGUGUUCAGGAGAGAGUCGAUAUUUUAUAUGUUCUUUUUCUUAGCGAGCUAUCGAAAAUCGUCGAAAGGAUAAUAGAUAAAUCGUUUAAUGCGCAUGAUAAGACACUCGCCGCACAGGCUGAUACACUCCAACUAUGCGAGGAGUGGCUCCUGGACUGGGAACGCCGACUACCACCAGAACUUCACCUCUCACGCAGCGGAGAAUGUGUAUGGACGGGUAUGCUACACAUUGCCCACUGUUGGUUCCGCAUCUUAACUCACCGAUCAAGAACUCCCGAAAAUCCAUCAUCGCCCUCCCGCUCAACGUCUCAUCAGGUCGCCAUGAACGCUGCAAAUCGAAUGGUACGCAUCAUCGAAGAAGUACUAUCCUCCUCUGCCAUUAACCAGUGUCCGAUACAUGUAAUCCCCGCAUUAUUCGCCGCCAUGUCCAUGCACACACAACACAUCUGUUCCGGCGACCCAGUCCGCGAACAACUGGGUUCUGUCAAGAUCCGGCUGUCGAUGAUCGCGCUGCGGGAACUGCAAAGCACCUGGCCCGUCAGCGGCUGGAUUUUCCUCCUUUUCACGAAAAUCAUUCGUCGGAUCCGCGAUACGGAUGAUUACCCACCGGCCAAUAACAAUAAUACCAAUAUCAACAAUACCAACAAUAAUAAUAGUUCUGAUGGGAUGACUGAGGCCGCUGUUCAAGCUCACACGGUGGGCGUUGGUGGUGGUGGUGGUGAGUCGGGGAUGCCACCUCCUGAAACCCCUACCCACCCGCAUGUCCAGAUAACGCCCGGUGGCAAUGUCGUUGGCUGGGAUCCCCAUGGUAUUAGUAUGCCGUUGAAUUUCUCGACUGAUUGGAGUGGCGUCACGGAUGGGGACUUGUGUCUUGAUCCCGAGUUUGAUUUCAUGAUUGGGACGCCCCGGACAUCUACGCCUCGCAUUCCUAGGCCCAAUUUUUAUAAUUCAUAA